Messenger RNA from Cyanidioschyzon merolae strain 10D, 2418 nucleotides. RefSeq lists its product as hypothetical. The transcript has a single exon. Lineage: Eukaryota; Rhodophyta; Bangiophyceae; Cyanidiales; Cyanidiaceae. Bases 1 to 2418 code for a protein of 805 amino acids. The record is from RefSeq and is a predicted model, not a curated record.
AUGUCGAGGUACAAUGCGAUCAAUGCAGGUGUGCGGGACACGUUCCGGCAUCCGCCAGACUUUGAUUUCUCCUCGACAGGAGGCGAACCAAGCACGAGACGUCUGGGCCGCAGAGCGGUUCAACGCGUGUUUAGUGGGAAACCUCCAAUCUCGAGAAUGAGCCAGUCAGAGCAAACUUAUCGUACUUCAAAACCUCAGAAAGAGGUCAGCGGAGCGGUGGCGCUUCAGGUUGGCCAGGAAUGUCUUGCGGUCCUCGAGUUGCGACGAGUGGAGUGGGAAAGCACAGGGCGACGCCUCCUUCAGAGAAUGCGAAAGCAGACAGAGAAAAAGCGAUUUCUAGCACUAACCAGGUCCUCUAAAAAAGGACAGGGUGUUUCGAAACAGCGGCCUACGCUUGCCCUACACAAGUUAUCUGGCGAGCGUCUGCUACUCACCCGAAGCUGGGACGCCAGGGAUCUACGAGCAGUUGAGUGGGUUUCAGAGUCGACGGAGUCGAAAACAAGGCUCACACUCCUCUUCAACGAUGGGAGUUGUUUAUUUUGUGCUCCGAGCGACCUAGCUGAGGCAACGCGCUUUGUGCAGGUGCUCCAGGAUAGCUAUCGAGAGUGCUAUGCUGCGGAGCUGCAGCUUCGGGGUCAGCGAGCGACGACCGACAAAGUCAUGAGCUCAGGUACCAUGGAAAGCACUGCACGAGAACCUCCUGUCACUCUCAAAGGCAUCACAGCAGAUGAAGGUGCUGCGGUCGACGUCGAAGGAGGGGCACGUCUGCCUCUUGACGCAGCCGCUGCAAGCAGCCAGCCGGUGCCUUCGUCAGCGUCUGCUCUUCGGAGGCGGUCGCCUUCGCCCGGGCCUCAGGAUCAAGUCUCUGAUGGCGUUGCUGUGCAGCAGACUGUCAAUAACGCUAGACAAAACGGGACGGACGCACUUGCGGGAAUUCUGACGCCACCUUUGUUGCAUAGGACGCUAACCUCAUUCGAAGGGCCCGCCCUCGACCUGACCGCUGGCACUACUAGCCCGGAGCUGGAGCCUCCCUCGACAUUGGUGGCGUUCGAUUGGGGCCAGCUGACGCACGUGGAGCAUAUUCCUGAACAGUUGCAGGAUCUUUCGAGGCUUUUACGCGAACAUACACCGGAAUUUGGAGCAGAGGAGAAGCGUUGGCGACGGGUAUUCACAGCACUGCGUCACCGGCCCUUGUUCCAGGCCCUGGAGUGGACUCGGCUUGCGGCGCUGGAGGUGGAAAUUCGGAAUCUUCGCCGCCUUGAAUGCGAGCUGCGGCAUGCACUCACUGUUUGCUCUUUGUCGGAAUCUGAGCGCAGACUACUCGAUUCAGAGCCGGAUGAUGUGUCGAGCCUGGGGGAGUCGCUCGCAGCGCUCGCAGCCAAGCUUGUCGAAUGGAAGGCUUUCGCUGCAGAGCAUCGCAGCUGGCGCGCAGUAUGCGAAACUGCUGACAGCCAGGAGCAAUCCGUCGCCAAAGUGAAGAUUCUGCUCCAGAGGCAUCUCGUCGCGCUAUUUGCCGAGGCGCUGUCGGCAGGUGAAUUCGCAGCGUUGCAGGGCCCUGUCACUGCAGAGCGCUGGAGUCUAUGGCAUCACAACUGCGAGCUACUGGGACAGCUUACCGUUGGGGCGCAAGCAACGCUCUAUGAUCAGUGCAUCGCGCUCGUCGGUGAUUCGCAACCGUUUCGAGGAAUUGCUGAUGAGCUGCAACGCUGGGCACAGGAGCUGCGCACCAAACUCACAAGUCAUUGCUUCGAAGUGCAAAUCACGGAACAGUUGACGGAAAUACUGAACAGGCUCGCGGCAGUUACUGCCGACAGAAUGGCACACUUGGCACCACUGCUUGCAGAGGCGACACCGCUCGUUUUCGAAGGCGCACUUUAUCAGGUGCUCGAAGCACCGUUCCAUAACUGGAUGCACGACACUCCCGAACUGCGAGCGACUGCAUGGCUCACGAUGCUUCUCGCCGUCGAGUGCCUGCCGAGCGGCGCACCGCUGAAGCCUCGCGUGCGAGCAGAAUGGAACGAAGCUGCCUCGAUUACAACUGCUCCGCUGCAACGACAACGCCAUUCGAACGAUGCCGCCAAGUCUGCUGCGCUCGAGCCGGAUGCAGGAUACGCUGCUCUUGAUGCUGCUACUACUCUUGCCACUGCUGCAACACUCGAUGGACCAGCGACUGCGACGAUAUCUGCCACCUGGGAAAGCUGCCUACGACAAUGGCGUGAGCGGCUAUACAGAGCCUGGCGAGAAGCGCUCGAACAGUGCAGCGCAAUGCACUCUGUCUCGUCGGAUAGCGCAGUCUCGGCGCAGGAAUGGUUUCGAAAUGCCGUCGCCCAACUUUUGGGCAGCUGCAAUAUACCAAGGGCUAGUCAGUACAUUCGGGAGUGGGACGAGCACUGGAGCACGCGCUCCAGCGCGUGCUGA